UCCGAGGAGCAGCUUUAUUUUAUUUAAAGGUUCUUCAUUCUGGUGGGAGUCCAGUCAAUGCAGCAUCCCGCAGGAUGGAUAGCUUAAAUAGCGAGGAGAGGAAGCCGAAGCCAAUCCUCCUGACAGAGACGAAUCCUGCUGCAGCGCACACACCCCAGCUGUUUGCAAUGAUGACGUUAUCGGUGCUCCCGGUGGUGCUGCUCUCACUGCACGUCGUUCGAGUCGACAGCGUGGCCAUGACCUUUGAAAGCAGAGACCCCAUCACCGGGUCGCCGGUGAGCUGUGACCGCUGUCCCCCUGGGACAUACCUGCGAUCUCAGUGCUCGUCCGAGAGGAAGAGCGACUGCGCAAAUUGUCCGCACGGCUCCUUCACUGAGGUGUGGAACCACAUCGGGAGGUGCCUGCGCUGCGGAGUCUGCAGUCACAAUCAGGUGGUGAAGACCCCGUGCACAGCGGACAGUGACUGCCAGUGCCAGUGCAAACCGGGGUACUACUACAAGACGCAGUACGACAUGUGCCUCCCACACAGCGCGUGUCCACCCGGACAAGGAGUGCGGGCCAAAGGUACACCUGAUGAGGACACCGUGUGCCAGACUUGCUCUGACGGCACCUUCUCCGAGGUUUCCUCUGCUCAUCACAACUGCACAGAGCACAAGAGCUGCAGUGGUGCAGGACUGCAGUUGGCACUGAGGGGCUCCUCCUGGCACAAUAAUGUAUGUGCAAACUGCGCAGAUCUCAAAGAUGGUGCCGACUACCUCAGAGAAAUCCUCCCAGCUUUUUUUGUGCACCAUAACAUAAAUAUCAAGCGGCUGCGUCGAAUUGUGCACAAGCUCCCAUCUCAGGAUGGGAAGAGACAGGGAAGAAACACAGAGCUGAACUCCUCAGAGCUUCACCAACGGCUCAACGCCUGGAUAGCAUCUGCGACAGCAGAGGAGAUUCGGAAGCUUCCAUCAGUACUGACGAACGCUGGAGCAAGCGGCGCUGGUGAGAGGUUAGACCAAAAGCUGAAAAGAGUUGACAGUCAGCUGAAAACUGAGUGUAGAGGGAAUGAGGUGGAGAUGGUUAAUGUGCCAAAGUAGGUUGAGAUUAAGAGAAAAAAAUAAAUAAAUAUAUAUAUAUAUAUAUAUAUCAUGCACAGGCACCAAAGAAUUUUCCUUGUGUAUUGUUCGUUUUAAAAUCUUUUUGUAUUAGAAAGUUGCUUCGUUAGUUUAAAUGCACUGAAGACAGGCUUUGGCACUUUUUUGUUACCAUAAACAUUGGUUUCAUUUGAACAUUAAGAUUGUUUUGUCAUUCUAUUUUUUUUUUUUAUUUUU
Maylandia zebra (zebra mbuna) is the source of this 1313-nucleotide messenger RNA. It is a transcript of the gene tnfrsf11b, whose product is annotated as tumor necrosis factor receptor superfamily, member 11b. The record is from RefSeq and is a predicted model, not a curated record. Lineage: Eukaryota; Metazoa; Chordata; Actinopteri; Cichliformes; Cichlidae. Gene Ontology annotation, molecular function: protein binding.